Stylophora pistillata is the source of this 5001-nucleotide messenger RNA. Its product is annotated as multidrug resistance-associated protein 1. Lineage: Eukaryota; Metazoa; Cnidaria; Anthozoa; Scleractinia; Pocilloporidae. Gene Ontology annotation, cellular component: membrane. Gene Ontology annotation, molecular function: ATP binding; ATP hydrolysis activity; ABC-type transporter activity. The record is from RefSeq and is a predicted model, not a curated record. Gene Ontology annotation, biological process: transmembrane transport.
UCAUCAAAGCCUCUCGACAUAUAAAUGAAUGGACUUAAGUGGCCGGUUAUUCCGUAGUUGCUGCCCAAUGUAACACCACAGCUAGAAGUAAGUGAUUUUAGCUUGUCAUUUGCGUGUCACACGCAGCAAGCCGGUAUCCUCAGCUUUACUCCGUAUUGGUUAGAUUGCAUCGCCAACUGAGAUCUUUACGUAAUCUCAGCGAUUGACAAGAAUAACUACUACUUAGCGGCUGACUCGAGCUUAGCGUGAUUUUAUUGUAGUUCUUAGAUUCUUUAGUGCCCUUUAAUAAAUUGGACUGCAGCUGAUCAAGUGUUAAACUAGGACUGUAAAAAUGGAAGUUCAAGUUGAAGAUGGUUCAAAAAGCUCUGAAGUGUUGACUUCUCAAAUUCAAUCAGAGAAUUUUGUUGACAAUGGAUGGGCUUCUUUUCCUGAGGUUGCAAGGAAGGAAGAAGUAAAAAGGAAACAAAAUCCUGAAGAUAGAGCCAACUUUCUGUCAAGGCUCACAUUUUGGUGGUUUAACUGGAUUAUAUCUACUGGUUACAAAAGACCGCUAGAGGACAAGGAUUUAUGGGCCUUAAGAAGAGAUAAUCAAGCAACAUAUAUUGUCUCAAAACUGAAAAACAAAUGGAUAGAGCAACAAAGAAAAUGCAGAAGAAUAAAUUCUGCCAGAAGAAGUCAUAAAGAUGAAGAUGGAUACAACGAAAGUGAUAGACUAUUGGAUGAUGACAAUGGCCCUGAUGAGAAUGUUGAAAAUGCAUCAACAAGAAAAAAGGAGAACAAGCCUUCACUCAGAAAAACAUUGGGAAGCCUGUUUGGAUUCAAGUUUGCUCUAGCUGUCUUUUGCAAGUUGUUGCAUGAUGCGCUCAUUUUUGUACAGCCUCAGCUUUUAAAGUUAUUAGUUGGCUAUACUGAAGACAAGGAUGACAUGUUUGGUCCAUGGAAAGAGUGGAAGGGUUAUGCGUAUGCAGGGGCAAUGUUUGGAGUAGCUAUCAUUCAGUCCUUGGCACUUCACCAAUAUUUUCACAUUAUGAUACAGAUUGGCAUGAGGAUGCGUACAGGCAUCAUUGGAUUGGUUUAUGAAAAGGCUUUAGUGUUGAACAGCAAGGCUAAAGGAAAGACAACAGCAGGAGAGCUUGUGAACCUGAUGUCUGUGGAUGCACAGCGCUUGAUGGAGCUUAUGACUUACAUAAACUCAUUGUGGUCAAGUCCACUUCAGAUUGCUGGCGCUCUGUACUUCCUCUAUAGUACUCUUGGAAUCUCCAUUCUGGCCGGACUAGGAGUCAUGGUGCUAAUUAUUCCAUUAAAUAUGCUUUUUGGAAGUAGAAUGGGUACUCUCCAGGUAAAACAAAUGAAUGAGAAAGAUGAAAGAAUUAAACUGAUGAAUGAAAUUCUCAGCGGAAUAAAGGUCCUCAAGUUGUACGCUUGGGAGGAGUCCUUCAUGAAAGAGGUGGAAAGAAAACGUAAAAAAGAGCUGAAAUACUUAAGGAAUUCUGAUUUCUGGGCGGCAGGAUUUAUGUUUACUUUUGGCUGUGCGCCGACAUUAGUGGCAGUUACCACAUUUGCCAUUUAUGUAUUUACUGGCCAUUUGUUAUCAGCCACUAAAGCUUUCGUCGCCUUGGCGCUGUUCAAUGUGAUGCGAUUCCCACUUGUCAUGCUCCCUGAUGUCAUUGUUUCUUGCGUUCAGGCAAGUGUAUCUCUGAAGAGGCUGCAAGAUUUUCUUAACCUUGAGGAGCUGGACCUCAAUAGUGUCCAAAGGACAACAUUGUCAUCCUCUGCCGUGUCUAUAGAGAAUGGUACAUUUACCUGGAGCACCAAGGCUGCGCCUGUGUUAAAAGAGGUGUCGUUGCAAAUUCCAAGUGGCUCGCUUGUCGCCAUAGUCGGUCAGGUUGGAUGCGGAAAAUCCUCCUUGCUUUCUGCCCUCCUCGGAGAUACCGAGAAAGUGGAAGGAAUUGUCUCUGUAGAGGGAUCUGUGGCGUAUGUUGCCCAGCAAGCUUGGAUACAGAACGCAACUUUACGAGAAAACAUUCUGUUCAGCAAAGCCAUGGAUUCCGCUCGUUAUGAAAGCGUGCUUGACUCUUGUGCUUUAAGACCUGACCUGGAAAUUCUUCCUAACGGUGACUCCACAGAAAUUGGAGAGAGAGGUAUAAAUCUUAGUGGUGGACAGAAACAGCGAGUAAGCUUGGCUCGUGCUGUGUACUUCAAUGCUGAUAUCUACUUGUUGGACGAUCCGCUCAGUGCUGUGGACUCACAUGUUGGAAAACACAUUUUUGAGAAUGUUGUCGGGCCACAAGGAAUGUUACGAAACAAGACUCGUUUGCUCGUUACUCAUGGAAUUCAUUUUCUUCCUCAAAUGGAUCAAAUUAUUGUGCUCAAAGAUGGAAGAAUUACCGAGGUUUGUUUAUUGUUCCCCUCAUGCAUGUACACUAAAAGCACUCCCUCCUUCCCAGUACUUUUCGAUCGCCUCACUCAUGGAGAUCCUGCGGCGCAUCCGCGUGACUCCCAGAGUGUUCCGCGGCGCGCUAACAGCAAUUUUUCUUCACUGAUUUUUUUUCCGAUUUGCACGACGGACUUCGCCUCGCCGAUUAAUAGGAAUUGUUCUGUUGGUCAACGGCAGUUGGUGUGUUUAGCACGUGCGCUGCUACGUAAAAGUAAGAUCUUGGUUCUGGACGAAGCCACGGCCGCGGUGGACUUGGAAACUGAUGAACUCAUUCAGCAAACGAUUCGGCGAGAGUUUGCUGACCGCACAGUGUUCACCAUCGCUCAUAGGCUCAAUACCAUUAUGGAUUAUGACAGGACCUGCGAACGAAUUUCUGAUCUGAAAAGGCCUCCCAGCAAAGAGCUUGUCACUACGACAUUUUCUAGCUCUAAAGCAAGCACUUCUAACAAAAAGGAUGUUAGUCAAAAGAUUGAAAACGAAGAUAAGGAUGAACUGGGGAAAAUGAUCGAGGAAGAGCGCUCAGAGACUGGUAGGGUCAAGUUUGCAGUAUUCUUCUCUUAUCUCAAGUCCGUGGGCUGUUGCGCUUCUUUCCUCACCAUAUUAUCCUUGUUCCUGAUGGAAGCUUGCUCAGUUGGGACAGGAAUAUGGCUGGCUCGUUGGAGCUCCGCAAAUGUCACUACAGACGAACAAAGAGACUUCUACUUAGGAAUUUACGGUGGUCUCGGUUUGGGACAAGGAUUCUUCAAUUUCCUUGUUUCCAUUUUUUUCACAAUUGGAGCCAUAAAGGCUUCUCGAAGGUUGCACCGCAACCUCCUGGUCAACAUCAUGCAUUCACCAAUGAGCUUCUUUGAUACCACCCCAGUGGGGAGAAUUGUCAACAGGUUCUCGAAAGACUUGUACAUUAUUGAUGUCACUAUACCGCAAUGUGUGACGAAUUUUUUCUGGUGCUCACUCGAAAUCAUUGGGAUGAUCGUGGCCAUAAGUUAUGCCACUCCGCUGUUUUUAGCCACGUUGCCUGUUUGUGCAAUUUUUUAUUUUUAUAUACAGAGAGUUUAUGUGGCAACAUCGCGGCAGUUGCAAAGGAUCGAGUCCGUCAGUCGAUCACCAAUCUACAGUCACUUCCUGGAAACAGUGAACGGCGCCAGCACCAUACGAGCAUUUUCUCAACAACGUCGCUUUAUCCUCGAUAAUUACUACAAAACGGAUGAGAAUCAAGUGGCUUACUAUUCUACUGUAUCUUCAAACAGUUGGCUUGCAGUUCGACUUGAAUUUCUCGGUAACUGCUUAAUACUCUUAGCUGGUUUAUUUGCUGUGUUUAGCAGAGACAAAAUCAUAAGUGGGUUGGUCGGAAUGUCGUUGACGUAUUCGUUAGAGAUUACGGAAACUCUCAACUGGGCAGUGCGCAUGACAAGUGAACUGGAAACUCAACUUGUUUCUGUUGAAAGAGUGAAAGAAUAUUCAGAAACAGAUACAGAGGCUAGAUGGAUCAUCCCCGAAAAUCGACCGCCAGACGACUGGCCAUUCACUGGACGGAUUGUAAUGGAACAGUUUGACUUGAGAUACAGAGAGGGAUUACCUCUUGUACUAAAACAGAUCAGCUGCGAUAUUAAACCUGGAGAAAAGGUAGGCAUUGUUGGCCGAACUGGAGCAGGAAAGUCGUCAUUAGCGUUAGCUUUGUUCCGUAUUCUGGAGAGAGCUGGUGGAAAAAUAACAAUCGAUGGUGUUGACAUUGCUACCCUUGGGCUGCAGGAUUUACGCUCGCGGAUAACCAUCAUCCCUCAGGAUCCAGUGCUGUUCUCUGGGGACCUUCGACUUAACCUUGAUCCAUUCAGUAAAUUCACUGAUGACCAGCUCUGGCACGUCUUGGAAGUGAGUCACCUGAAGAACUUUGUCUCGGGGCUGAGUGAGGGACUUCAGUACACAAUUGCAGAGGGAGGAGAGAACUUGAGUGUUGGUCAACGGCAGUUGGUGUGUUUAGCACGUGCGCUGCUACGUAAAAGUAAGAUCUUGGUUCUGGACGAAGCCACGGCCGCGGUGGACUUGGAAACUGAUGAACUCAUUCAGCAAACGAUUCGGCGAGAGUUUGCUGACCGCACAGUGUUCACCAUCGCUCAUAGGCUCAAUACCAUUAUGGAUUAUGACAGGGUGUUGGUUCUCGAUAGCGGAUCCAUUGCUGAAUUUGAUUCCCCUGCAAACUUAAUUAGUAGAAAUGGACUUUUCGCGAAAUUGGUUCAAGAUGCAAAGCUUUCCUGAGGACCUUGCGAGCAUCAGUUGUGUCUUUGGAUUUCCGCCAGCACAUUCCAACUCGUGGUCCUUGAAAAAGACUCACGUGUUCAAAUUGAACUCGCUCUGCAUGAACGGCGAACAUUUAGUUCAUGACAUGUUUAUAUAACGUUAUUUUAGUUUAAAAUUGGGUCAAAAACUAUGCUCUAUUUUAUUGAGGACACCAAUAAGCCAGGCGCCUAUGCAAAAAUAACCAAAAGAAGUGUUUUGUUAUGAAUAUGAAUAUAGUUUAUGUCUGACCACUUGCAGCCCAGAGGCUGAAUUACAGGUGCAGUGUAAGG